Messenger RNA from Venturia canescens, 1548 nucleotides. It is a transcript of the gene Agxt, whose product is annotated as Alanine-glyoxylate aminotransferase. Gene Ontology annotation, molecular function: L-alanine:glyoxylate transaminase activity; L-serine:pyruvate transaminase activity. Lineage: Eukaryota; Metazoa; Arthropoda; Insecta; Hymenoptera; Ichneumonidae. Gene Ontology annotation, cellular component: peroxisome. The record is from RefSeq and is a predicted model, not a curated record. The transcript is spliced from 6 exons. The coding region runs from base 133 to 1401 and encodes 422 amino acids.
CUUAUCGCCCGCAGCUGAUAAGACGGCCGUCCCGAAUGAUCCCUCCACCUCACUAUCGUCUCCGAGUAUUCAUUUCUGAUAAAGAACCUUUGGAACGAUUCAUUUGUCGAGUGGCUCCGCUCGCUUCGAGUUAUGCGCGAUCUCGGACUCGCUUCUGACUCAGUCUUCGUUGCACCGAAAACAGACGUCAAGAGGUUCGCUGACGAUAUGGCGCAAACGGGCAUGGAAGAGACGAAACUCCGCGUGGAGCCUCCGAGUGCACUGUCCCGGCCUCUGAAAAUUCCCGAAAGAAGCCUCAUGGGACCCGGACCGAGCAACUGUUCGCCUCGGGUCUUGCGAGCUCUCUCCAACCAAGUACUCGGUCAUCUUCAUCCGGAAACUUGUCAGCUGAUGGACGAGAUCAAAGAGGGUUUGCGGUACGCUUUCCAAACGCGAAACAGCUUGACCCUGGCGAUCAGUGGUUCGGGUCACGCCGGAAUGGAAGCCUGCCUCGGCAACUUGCUGGAACCUGGGGAAACGGUUCUCAUCGCGAAAUGCGGAAUCUGGGGGGAGCGCGCGACCGACAUGGCGACUCGUCUCGGUGCCCGUGUCGAAUGGUUGCUGACGAAAAUGGGUGUUCCCUUUACUCUAGAGGAACUUGAAUCAGCGGUGAAAAAAUAUCGACCCGCUGUCGUUUUCGUCGUUCACGGAGAAUCUUCGACCGGCAUGAAGCAACCGCUUCAGGGUCUCGGAGAAAUCGUCCACCGAUACGGAGGAUUGUUGGUGGUCGAUGCGGUGGCCUCGUUGGGAGGAGAACCUUUCUUUAUGGAUGCUUGGAGCAUAGAUGCCGCGUACACCGGAAGCCAAAAGGUUUUGGGUGCACCAGCUGGAAUAACCCCGGUCUCAUUCAGCAAUCGGGCGAGGAGUAAGAUUUUCUCGAGAAAAACCAAAGUUCCCGUCUAUUACUGGGACGUGACGUUGCUCGCUGAUUAUUGGGGCUGUUCCGGCAAUUCGAGAAUCUAUCAUCACACGAUCAGCGCAACUUUGGUCUACGGGCUAAGAGAGGCUCUCGCGAUUCUCGCCGAGGAAGGACUCGAAGCCUGUUGGCGGAGGCACGCCGCCGUCAAGAAGCAAAUCGAACGGGCCCUUCUUCAGAGGAAACUUCAGUUUUACAUCGCCAAUCCGGAGCAUCGUUUGGCGACCGUAAUUGCGAUCAAAGUCCCGUUGGGAGUCGACGCCAAAGUAGUAUCUCGAGUCGCUGUAGAAAAAUUCGAGGUAGAACUUUCCGGAGGUCUUGGGCCAACGCUCGGUCAAAUUUUCCGCAUAGGUCUGAUGGGCACGAACGCAACGCCCCGUCACGUUGAUCUGGUUGUGAAGGCCCUCGACGAGGGCCUAAAAUUCGCAACGAGCCAUAAAUUGUGAAUAAUACGAGGACGGGAGAGGCGGCGCGUUGUUGGGCCGGUGAAACGUAAGACAUUUUAUUCGAGGCGCUUAGAGUCGGGCGAUUAGGAUUGAGAAAAGCAUGAAAUCAUUUUGCUGUUUAUUCAAUGAAAAAUACUGAAAUCGGCA